UUGGUAAACUAGCCCUUGAAGGCACCCAAAAUCUCAUAAUUAUUGUGAAAGAGAUAGCAGCUGAAUUAUAUCAAUACAAAUUAAUCAAAAUUCAAAACACACCCUUUCUUUGCUACUUGCAUUCACAAUCACAACUCACACAGCUAGAGUCAACAUAAUAGAAACUUCACCCAACCAUACUUAACUUUUCUUUAUACCCAACCUAGAUACUGAGAGGAAGAAACAAGAUGGCAUACACUGGGCUGAAGCUGUUCAUGUUGAAACUGAAGCAGAUGAUUUUAAGUAACAAUCAUCCACUAGUCACCCCGCAAUUCCAACUGCUUUAUGACGGGCUUGGAUUGAUGAUCCAAACCAUAUUCGUUGAAAAAGAAAGUGACCUACAUAAGCUUGAGGAAGUAAGAAAUCUGAAGAGAAGAUUCAAAGAUGUAACAAAAGAGGCACACGAUAUGCUUGAUCUGUUUGUCUCCGCGAUCAAUUUCAAACACAAGAUAUGUGAUCCAAUAUCUUAUGUAUUUGACUUCUCUCUGAUUAUUGAGGAUGUUAUGAGAUCAAUCAAGUCUAUCAGAGAGGAUUUCAUUAGCAUCCUCAAUAACACGAAGAUGGAAUUAUAUCCAAGAACCGACAGUCAGAAAACCCGAUCUGCCGCUGCUGGUGGAACUUCCUGCUCCAGAAAUUCACCAGUAUGGGAGGAAAAUGAAAUCGUAGUGGGUCUUGAUCCGGAUAUUGAUAUCAUACGAGACAAACUUUCCGAGGAUACAAAAAAGCUCGAUGUCAUCUCCAUUGUUGGCAUGGGUGGAUCAGGGAAGACUACCCUUGCUACCAAAGUAUUCAAUGAUCGUUUUGUUGUUUAUCAUUUCCGGGUACGUGGGUGGGUCACUGUUUCUCAAAAGUAUGAAAAGACGGAUCUGUUAAAUCAAAUGCUGGCAUCCAUCGGAGUUGAAAUGGAACAUGAUCAAAGGGAUAGCUACUCUCAUCUUCGUGAAAAGUUGCACAAAUGCCUCAUGGGCAAGAGAUAUUUAGUUGUCAUUGAUGAUAUCUGGAACAAUAAGUCUUGGGAUGACCUGAAAGUAGUUUUCCCGGAUAAUAACAAUGGAAGUCGACUUCUGGUCACCAGUCGUCACAAGAGAGUUGCUUUACAUGCAAAAUCAAACGGUCUCAUCCAUCAGUUAAGAUAUUUAACAGAUGAAGAAAGCUGGGAGUUGCUGCAUAAGAAGGUGUUCCAUGGCAACGAUUUCCCGGACGUGUUAACUGUACCUGGAAUGCAAAUUGCAAGAAACUGUCAUGGAUUGCCACUGGCAGUGGUUGUCAUUGCAGGAGUUCUAGCAAAAGAACCAGUAAUCAAAGACACAUGGGAAAGAAUUUCUCGACGUGGCGGUUCAUUAAUCGUCAAGGCGUUGGCUUUGAGUUUGAAUCAUUUACCUUCUCACUUGAGAGACUGCUUUCUUUAUCUAGGAAGCUUCCCAGAAGACUACAGGUUUGGAGUGCCAAGGUUGAUCUGUUUAUGGAUUGCUCAGGGAUUUAUACAAGAAGUCAAAAGUCAAAGCUUUGAGGAAACUGCAAAAGAUUACCUGAUGGAACUGGUCGACAGAAAUCUUGUAGUCAUACAGGAUAGAAAGUUCAACGGAGCCAUCAAAACUUUUAGUCUCCAUGAUGUUUUGAGGGAACUCUCCAUGGAAAUUGCAACAAAAGAAAGGUUCUGCACACAAGUAAUAGGAUGGGAUAAUUGUAUCAUUGCACCAUUCAAGACAAGCCGCAUAUUCAUCGGCCAUGACACAAAGCUUCGUUCACUUUUGCCCUUUUAUAGCUACUCAUAUGAAAGUUACAUCAUUCAUAAGUGUUCCCAAUCGUGGAGUGCUGGAUCUGAAACAAUGUCAUCUAAAAUAUUUCCCAGACGAAAUAUCAUUAUUAAUUGGCUUAAAGUACCUUGCAAUUUGGAAUGAUAAUAGAGAUUUCCAAUCCACAAUAUGUGAUCUUAGAAGCCUUCAAACCCUCAUCAUUGAAAGCAAUUCAAGUAAUCUUUUGAUGCUGCCAUGUACCAUAUCAAACUUGGUGAAUCUAAGGCACUUGUGGAGUCGCCGGGCAAUUAUUUGUCCUCCACUUCAGAUGCCGUUGAUGAAUUUGCAAACCAUUUCCAACGUAGUGUUGGUAGAUGGGCCUAAGAGGUGGGUGAAAUAUUUUCCAUGCGUCAAGAAGCUUUCGUGUUUCUUUAACCCAGAUUGGAAUAAGAUAUAUGACUUCAAAUCACUCACCUUCCUUGAGAUACUGAAGAUGAGAUCUAUAAAGUGCAAAAGUAUACCCAGAUUCCAAAAGAUUAGCAUCAGAUUUCCUACCUCAUUGAAAAAACUUACAUUGAACGGAUGCCGUCUUCCAUGGAGUAACAUGUCCAAAAUUCAAUCUUUACCAAAUCUCGAGGUUCUAAAACUACUUACAGAUGCCUUCGUGGGACCCAGGUGGGACGCUGGUGAAAAUCCAUUUCAACAACUAAAAUUCUUGAAAUUAACGGGGUUGGAUAUCGAACGGUGGGAAGCCUCCAGCAUCAACUUCCCAAGUCUCAAACAGUUAUUCUUGGUGGACUGCCGUCUCCUUGAAGGGAUUCCACUUGAAAUGAGUGGUGUCUCAACACUAGAGCACAUCCAGAUCAAGUCUUGUAACAUCUCUGUUGUCAAAUCAGCUGAUAAAAUACGAAAAGAGCAACGUGCUGAUGGAAACUACGACUUGAAGAUCAGAGCUGAUAGACAAUCAUUAACAACUCCAGAAAAUCUGUUCGUUGGGGAAAAUAGUCUAAAACACAUCAUCAAAAGUAGACAUGUUCUCUAUGAAAUGAAAAGAAGAUUAAAUGAUCGUAUAGCCCGAACAGAAGAACUACCAAUGCAUCAUCCACUAGUUAUUCAAUCACAUCGCCCUAGAUGCAAGAGUAGAACAUGGAACAAUCAGAGAUCCAUAUAUAGUCCGAUCAAAGAGAAAAAUUUAACAGAGGUGGAAGACUUAAGUUGAUUAAAAUUUGAUGGUGGAUAUCUAUACAGAUCGGCCAUUUGCAGCCCUACUUUGUAAUUGCAGAGUCAAAAGAAAGCAUUCUAUUCACUAAUCUAUGCUAUGUGUGACAGCUUAUGGUGUAAUCACAAAAAAAAAGACGUUCAAUAAUGGAAUUUUUAUUUGCCUUCUAA
Molecule: messenger RNA, 3164 nt
Organism: Helianthus annuus (common sunflower)
Lineage: Eukaryota; Viridiplantae; Streptophyta; Magnoliopsida; Asterales; Asteraceae
Product: putative late blight resistance protein homolog R1A-10
Exons: 1
Coding region: 228-1940 (570 amino acids)
Biological process (GO): defense response to other organism
Molecular function (GO): ADP binding
Source: RefSeq, a predicted model, not a curated record